AUGGUCCUACCCGAUUUGGAUACGCAGUUCUUCGUGCCGACUUUGAAAGGCGCAAAAACGAAUUUCAAAGGCUCGUCAUUGGUUCUGGUCAGUUCAGUCAAUCCGGGUCUUGCGUCGUCAUCGGUUUGAGAAGAGCAGCGGCUGACGCGUCGUCGAUUUUCCCACCCACCCCAUUCGCAUGCCUACACAACAACAGCCUCAACCUUCGCUAGGCUCCCUCCCUCAACUCGCAUUGGAUCUCUACGUGCACACGUUCCAACUCGAGCUCGUCGGCUGUGCCGCGUUGAGGGAUACGAUACCCUGUGUUGGUGGGGUCGAUGUCGUCGAGGGUGAGCAGAGGCAGAGUGUACAAGGUGGUUUCAGUUGGGCUACACAAGGUCCGUCUUUGGGUGCGGUUCAGCUGGUAUGUGGAGAGGUCUCGAGGAUUGAUCCAGUCAGAGCAACCCCACACCCAGUCUAUCAAACGCCUUCCAGCGCAAGUAACGGUGAUUCGAUCACCCUGCUGCUGCCUCGAGCACCGAUCAUCCAAGCGAGGAAACGGCACUACUUUGAUGCGUUGACGGCGUGGAUACGACAAUCCGAGUUCAGGGACGUCCUGAUCGUUGGCGCUGUCGAUGCAGCGAUGCGUGGGGACGACGGCUUGAGGGAGUGAGUUGCCAGAUUAGAGGUCGUCGUUUUUAUCUGAUCAAACUGCUCAUGAGGUGGGAGGUUGUGUCGACGCUUUAGAACCAACCCCUUCCGAUCGAUCGUCCUCCCCAUCCGAGAAGGCACCGACCCUUCACCCCUCCUCGAACGACUAUCGAAAUCCGUACGACCCUAUUUCAAAGCAUCAGAUCCGUCAUCGAAAAAGACGAUUCCAGCAAUACCACAUGGUGGUCUCACGCGAUCCCUCUUGCAACACUUGUCUACCUCGGAGGACGGAGCGUCGCUCCCAACCGUCGGAGCGUUGUUGGUCUAUACCGCCGAAGGAGAGAACGAGGCCUUGGCGAAAGGAUUGGGGGACGUGGUUAGGUCUUUGAUCGUUGGGAGUGACGGUAGUGAUCUCGCUGGGACAGGGAGUGGGACGGAGUGGAAGGUCCCGAAGAGUUGGAAGCUGGGUUUGAUGGGUGAUGAGUUGGGUAGUCAGAGGAGGAGCGAGAUGUAUGGCUGA
Microbotryum saponariae is the source of this 1150-nucleotide messenger RNA. The record is from the annotation of a GenBank genome assembly. Lineage: Eukaryota; Fungi; Basidiomycota; Microbotryomycetes; Microbotryales; Microbotryaceae.